This is a messenger RNA of Colletotrichum navitas, 584 nucleotides long. RefSeq lists its product as uncharacterized. NCBI's taxonomy places the organism in Eukaryota, Fungi, Ascomycota, Sordariomycetes, Glomerellales, Glomerellaceae. The transcript has a single exon. The record is from RefSeq and is a predicted model, not a curated record. Bases 167 to 475 code for a protein of 102 amino acids.
CAACGGGACAAGGGGGGCGAUGCAGGAGUAGUAGCAGCAGCAGCAGCAGCAACAGCAACAGCAACAGCAGCAGCAGCAGCAGCAACAGCCACAAACCGCGGGCGUUCGAUGUUGAGAUGCGGGAAGGAGAGGUUGAGGCAGUUGCGUGACAUUGGGUUUGGCAUACAUGGAGCUUGCGUGGUCUUGCAUGGCAUUCUUUGUUUUCCCGGUAUUCCAGUCCAGCAUCGCAGCGGGAUGUGGGGGGGAGGAGGGGGGUUUCAACAUGAACCACCCAACCUCAUCUUUGCCGAACGGUGUGGAGGGGGUUGGAUGGAUGGGUGGAUGGAUGGGUAGAAUACGGAGCAUCCGUACCGGGGUGAGAAACAGAUUCGAAUCCGUGGACAAGGCAAUAGUGGAUGGGACGGCGCUCAAAGUGUGCAACGGGUUGUCGACCAUGAUUCGCCCAGCAGCGUGUUCUCGAUGGUUUGCAAGAUGACCGAUGAGGACGGGAUUUUGGAAGCGUGCUAAGGGCUGCCGAAUCAAUUCCUUAGCGACACUGCCAGGACGCGUUACUGAUAGCUGUGCAAGAUAACGGAUAUCCCCAG